Messenger RNA from Aspergillus tubingensis, 1839 nucleotides. Its product is annotated as MID1 family protein. NCBI's taxonomy places the organism in Eukaryota, Fungi, Ascomycota, Eurotiomycetes, Eurotiales, Aspergillaceae. Gene Ontology annotation, molecular function: calcium channel activity. The transcript is spliced from 2 exons. Bases 1 to 1839 code for a protein of 612 amino acids. The record is from RefSeq and is a predicted model, not a curated record. Gene Ontology annotation, biological process: calcium ion import across plasma membrane.
AUGUUCGUUCGCCUUAUACCGCCACGCCUACAGUGCCGCCGGCGUGCGACUGUCCGCGCGGUACUCGGAUGCACAAUCGCCUUGGCCAUCUGCGUUGGCAGAGUGACUGCGACUGCGACUGCGGAUGAGAAUGCCCUGCCAGAUCCCUCAACCCUGGCCUCCACAAGUCAUGGCCAAUUCCUCUUCGGUGAGGCUAGUCCGGAAUUCGCUUUCCCACUCGCAGAAUACAACGGCUUGGAGUUCGAAGAUGCGGUAGACGAAGAGGGAGAUACGCGCGGACUCGACUUGGUUCGCCGGGCUCCCACUGGGGUGACAUCCCUCGGAAAUAAUCAGUAUCAAAAUGGCACUCUCAAGAUGGGCGAGACGGAGUGGUGGUAUUUCCCCGUGAAUGGCGAUGAGACCAAUAGCACCUCUGAGAAUAAGCGUCGCGAUCUUUCCAAGCGUUCCACCACCGUUUAUUUGUCCCUCACGGCAUGCUCGAAGCCCAGCCACAACAGCUCGGAUUCCACUAGCACAGCGGCCGUACCGCAGCUGACAGUCUACGCAUCUGAAUUGAUAGAGAAGCCUGGGCCUGACAAGUCCGAGUCCGACCAGACAAUCAAAUCAGCGGAGGAGGGCUAUGUGGGCAUGACCCUUACGGCGAAUGGUGAUGUCUAUGUCGGAGUGACAGCUCCUAAUAGCACUGAAUAUUCUGGUUCUUUCACCUACCAGAUUGCGGCCUCGACAGAUGCUUAUUUUCAUAGCGUCGACGAGAGCGAUCAGUUCAUGUUCUUAGUUGAUUCGGACACUGGAGCAGCGCUUCUGACGACGAGAAAUCUCACCACCACCGAUCUUACGUCACAGAACUACAGUUCCUGGAUGGACAGGACUCCUCCAUACACAAUGUUCGCCAACAACAUCAACAGUUCGUCUAUCUCUGGCUUAGAACGGUCAUUCUGCGCUCUCGAUACGCUGGCGCAGAUUGGGAAGAGCAAAGUUGAGGCGAGCCUCACCACCCGGGGUGCAGUAGACAGGCCAACCGAGCAGUUCUAUGUCACCGGUCUCAACAAAACCUCCACCUACUACGGAAUCAUGGCUCGUGAGGGCAAUUCCACCAGUUGGGGCAAUGGAAUCGUGGGAGGUGGAGGUAAAGUAUGGCCACGCAUGAACUUUACAACCAAAACAGAUGACAACUGUGCUGUUGUAUACGACCUGCCAUUCUGCUCCGAAGUCGCCUACGCAGUGCCAUCCAACCCCUCCAUCAACAUGACCGAACUCCGCAGUAUCUACGACGACAACGCAGCAUCCCUAUACAAGAACUUCAACUACUCCCUCCAACAAGUCCAAUGCAAUACUUCCAGCGAGAGCAUGUUCUCCCUCGCUGUAUCCUGCCACACCUGCGCCGAAGCAUACAAGCAAUGGCUCUGCGCCGUGACAAUCCCCCGUUGCGCAGACUUCUCCAGCAACGCCACCUACCUUCAGAUCCGGAAUGCAGGCCAGCCCUUCCUCAACGGCACCUCGAUCACCAACUCCUCCCUCCUCAAAAGCCCCGCUACCAACAACUCACGCAACCCCCUCAUCGACAGCAAAAUCCGCCCCGGUCCAUACAAGGAAGUUCUCCCCUGCCAGGGCGUCUGUCAUAGCCUUGUCCGAAAUUGUCCUUCGAUUUUAGGCUUCAGCUGUCCGGAAGGCCCGCGAGCGAAUAUGUCGUACGGCACACGCGACCCUAAUGGUGACAUCACGUGCAGUUAUCUUGGAGCAGCGUAUUACCUUAAUGCUGUUUCCAGUUUGCAUGAGAGCAUCUGGAUCUCCCUUUAUAUGGUGAUAAGUGUUUGGACUUUGUUCUGGGUUCUUGGGUAG